CAUUUGUAAAGUGUUUAUAUAAAGAUUUACGCUUCCUACGCUACACGAAAAUUUAAGUUUUUAACAAGCGUCCUAAUAACGUGGCUUGUUCAACUACAGAAAUGAAGAUACAAUGAAAGUGACGUUGUCUAAAUUAUCCUUGAUUAGUUUAUUCUGUUAUAUUAUAUUAUCUUUGUUGCUAUUAAUAUACGUAAGAAAAAAUGUGAGAGAAAAAGUUAAAGAGCUGAGACAAUCUGAGUUAAAAAAAUUGUCAAGAAGGAACGAAGAUGGAGAAAAAUAUGAUGUGAAAAAAUUACUACAGAAUAAAGUUGAAAAUAAAGAAGUUGUUUUUACCACAAGCGAGAAAAAAAUUAAAAGACCUUUUAAAUCUAUUCUUAUAUAUUCGACAUUGUUUGGGUUAGAGUAUUGGCCCACUUUAAGUUUAAAAGAAAUCAAAACAUUUAUGAAUCGUUGUGACGUCAAAGAGUGCACAAUAACUUACGAUAAAGAAAAAAUCAGUUCUGUCGACGCUGUACUGUUUCAUGGUGUUGACGUAAAAAACAAUAAACAUUAUGCACCGUCUAUUUUACGGAACGUUUCAACGCAAAGACGACGGGAUCAAAAAUGGGUGUUUUUUAUCCAGGAAAGUCCAGAUAAUUACAACGAUUUUUCAGAAUACGAAGGUUUAUUUAAUUGGCUUAUGAGUUAUAAAUAUACAUCAGACAUUCAAAACCCGUACGGUCAUUUUAAACUUCUUGAACCAUGGGAUCCUAUUCCUUCAAAGACAGUAAAUUACGCACAAAACAAAGAUAAAGUUGGCGUAUGGUUCAUUAGCAAUUGUGGUCACCCGCGCGAUAACUUCAUGAAGGAACUGAAACGAUACGUUGCCAUCACAGUCGGGGGCAAAUGCGCCAUGAAAAUAUUUAACGAGGAAGAGAAGUGUGACUACGGAUCAGAUGAUUGCAUUAAGUUAAUUAAAAGACAUAAAUUCAUUUUUGCUUUCGAGAAUUCCUUCUGCGAUUAUUACGUCAGUGAAAAGUACUGGAACAAAGGAAUUGAUUUUGGAUUAGUCCCUGUUGUUAUGGGAGCGCGUUAUGAUAACUAUAAUGUUAUACCAGGCUCAUAUAUUGACGCGUCAAAGUUUAAAUCUAUAGAACAGCUAGGGAGCUACUUAAAUUAUCUAGAUCACAAUGAUACAGCUUACAAUGAAUAUUUCUCUUGGAAAAGAAAGUAUAAGCGGAUAGGAUAUGAAAAAAUGUGUGAACUUUGUAAAGCGUUGCACGAAAACAGAUACGGUAGACGAUAUAAGGAUAUUUGGUCUUCAAAAGAAGACUGUGCACCGUUUGAAUGGAAAAAAGAAAUGAUGAAACAAAUGACAGAAAUGUCGAAAAGAAAAUCAUAAAUGCUGGUUUUACAAUCGCUGACGUGAUCAUAAGAUUGCAUGAAGGGUUUACAAUCGCAACAUAAUAAGAUCUUUAAACGGACAAAGCAAUGAAUCGAGAAAAACUUUAUGUAUAAUCAAUUCAGCUUCCUAGAGUCCAGUGACAAAGCUUAAUUUUGAUGCAGCUUAUAUUGGUCUCGAUAAUAUCCGUUUCAAUAUUUUUCGCGUGAAAUUUCUCCAUGAACAGUGAAGGCAGUGUUAGGGACAGAGUCACAGUGAUGCAAGCUUACCAAUGAUCAAAAUAUAUAUUAACUAAUCGUAGUUAUCUCUUAUGCGUUCCGUUCACUACUAAAUUUUGUUCACAGGGGGAUCAUUAACAUCCAAAACAAGAUUAUACAAAUAUCCAAUUCAAAUAAUAAAACCCACAAAUAUGUGUAUUACAAUUAUUUUAUUUAAAAGAGAAUUAUUUUUAACAAUAACUAUUAUAAAGAUUCUCAACAUGUGUUUGAAAAAUGUGAUUUGCAAAUUUGAAUUUGUAAGGUACGUAACGCUAAUAAAGACACACAAACAAGCAAUUAACUCAAUCGAUACAUAACUGGAAUACUAUUAUGAAUAAGAUUUUGACAAUAUGAAAAUACUGAGACUGGAACUUUAAAAAUAAGAAAGAAAUUCUUUAGUUUGGCCCAUCUAAAUCAAAUCCACAAUAAUUUUAACAAAACGUCUAAUUCAAU
Messenger RNA from Hydractinia symbiolongicarpus, 2091 nucleotides. RefSeq names its product glycoprotein 3-alpha-L-fucosyltransferase A-like. The transcript has a single exon. Bases 113 to 1381 code for a protein of 422 amino acids. The record is from RefSeq and is a predicted model, not a curated record. Gene Ontology annotation, molecular function: alpha-(1->3)-fucosyltransferase activity. Gene Ontology annotation, cellular component: membrane. Lineage: Eukaryota; Metazoa; Cnidaria; Hydrozoa; Anthoathecata; Hydractiniidae.